Messenger RNA from Mangifera indica (mango), 1582 nucleotides. RefSeq names its product alkylated DNA repair protein ALKBH8 homolog. Lineage: Eukaryota; Viridiplantae; Streptophyta; Magnoliopsida; Sapindales; Anacardiaceae. The transcript has 7 exons. Bases 159 to 1193 code for a protein of 344 amino acids. Gene Ontology annotation, molecular function: RNA binding; demethylase activity; oxidoreductase activity. Gene Ontology annotation, biological process: oxidative demethylation. The record is from RefSeq and is a predicted model, not a curated record.
CAAACACCAUCCAGCCUCGUCGCCUGACGGGUUAGUGGGCUGUGCGGACCAACCUGGAUCACUAAUGGGCUUUUUUAAGCCCCACACAGAAUAACACUGGUUCUUCUUUUACAUUCUCCUGCAAUUCCAAAUUGACUUUCACUAUUAUUUCAAAAACAAUGGGCGUUCCUAGAUUUAGACCAGCCAAGGCGGGGGACGGCGAGUCGAGUCCGAAUCUUUUCGUGGCCAACUGUGGGCCGGCUGUCGGACUUUCUUACGAAGCCAUUGAGUCUGUUUUUAGCAUCUUCGGGACAGUGAAAGGAGUUUAUGCAGCGGAUGAGAGCGGCAGGCGUGUCAUUGUUUCGUAUUUCGAUGAGAGUUGUGCUCAGAAUGCUUUUAAAUCAUUGAACGGACGCCCCUGCCCCGAUCUUGGAGGCCGCUCUUUAUACAUUCGUUAUUCUAUUCUUCAACCACCAACUCCUCAGGUUCAAGUCAAUAAUUCAGUUUCCGUUUCGCUGUCUACUUCAGAGUUGAAUAUUCCUGGCAUUUAUUUGUUGCAUGACUUUAUCAGUGACAAAGAAGAACAGGAGCUGCUUGCAGAAGUCGAUAGUAGGCCGUGGAAAAAUCUUGCUAAAAGAAGGGUUCAGCAUUAUGGAUAUGAAUUUUGUUAUGACACAAGGAAUGUUAAUACCGGGAAGUGCUUGGGUGAAUUUCCAUCAUUUGUUUCUUCUAUACUUGAAAGGAUCUCGUCAUUCCCAAACCUCAAGAACUCUACAAGUUUAGUUUUGGACCAGUUAACGGUUAAUGAGUAUCCCCCUGGUGUGGGUCUAUCUCCACACAUAGAUACGCAUUCAGCAUUUGAAGGAUCAAUUUUCAGCCUUUCAUUAGCUGGUCCUUGCAUAAUGGAAUUUAGGAGGUACUUAGAAGGUGCAUGGCUUGGUAAUGCUACCUCAAGUAUUGAUAUGAAAGACAAAAACCUUGAUAACUGCACAAGUUUCUUAAGAAGGGCUAUCUAUAUGCCUCCUCGCUCCAUGCUCCUAUUAUCCGGGGAAGGACGUUAUGCUUGGCAUCAUUACAUUCCUCAUCAUAAGAUUGACGUGGUUAAUGAUAGUGUGAUCAGAAGGGCUUCAAGAAGAGUUUCUUUCACAUUUCGUAAGGUGAGAGUAGGUCCUUGCCAGUGUGAAUUUCCUCAAUACUGUGAUUCCCAGAGAUAACAGGGCAGACGGACGGACGACUUUUUGUCUGAAGAUUCCAGACUGACAAAACACUGAUCAAAAUAAAAUAUAUAGGAAAUGGUUAGUAUUGGGCAUCAGAAUCACAAGUUAGAUCAAAGGUCAAUUUUUUCAAACUGAUGUUGUGCUGGUAAGUUUGACAGAAAUUUUCCUAGCUUUCUAAGGUAAAAAGAUUUUUAGCAUCGGAAUCUGUAAGAUGAGACUUCAAAUGGUCGAUACCCUGCUAAAACGAAGAGUGAUUGCGUGCAACGAAAAACACCAUGUAAGACUAGGAGAAACAAUUAUUGAGACUGGAGAAAUUUUGAGUUUCGUUACAGACAGAUGUUGUAUCUAAACCCUAAUUCUUAAACAUUAAAUAUUUGUUUAGGGAA